This is a messenger RNA of Colletotrichum spaethianum, 1839 nucleotides long. Its product is annotated as alcohol oxidase. The coding region runs from base 1 to 1839 and encodes 612 amino acids. Gene Ontology annotation, molecular function: flavin adenine dinucleotide binding; oxidoreductase activity, acting on CH-OH group of donors. Lineage: Eukaryota; Fungi; Ascomycota; Sordariomycetes; Glomerellales; Glomerellaceae. The record is from RefSeq and is a predicted model, not a curated record. The transcript has 4 exons.
AUGGGUAUACACAGCAAGUUGGCGGACAAUAUCAAGGAGGUGGAUGUGAUCAUCGCGGGAGGUGGCACGGCAGCUUGCGUCCUUGCCGGACGUCUAGCGGCCUCGGAUCCGGAUCUCUCGAUCCUCGUCAUUGAAGGCGGCACCAACAACCGCGACGUACCCAGUGUUAUCCACCCAGCCUUCUUCCUCGACCAUCUCGCUCCUGAGAGCAAGACAGCCAUCUUCUACCAGGGCAACAGGUCCGAUAAGUUGGCUGGGCGCGGUCCAAUUGUUCCAGCCGGAGGAAUUCUUGGUGGCGGUUCCUCAAUUAACUUCAUGCUUUACACCCGCGCCCAGAAAUCAGACUUCGACUCGUGGCGGACCCCAGGCUGGUCCACCGCUGAUCUUUUGCCGUACCUCAACCGCUUCGAGACGUACCAUGGCAACGGCGAGCCCUCGCACCAUGGUUCCUCCGGCCCGGUGCACGUCUCAUCCGGUGGGUUUCGCGUGGAAGGCGCUGAGAACGAUAUCCUCGCCGCUGCAAAGCAGACAGGAUACCCGGAGAUCCGGGAUCUGCAGAACCUGGAGGCGAACAAUGGUUAUGAGAGGUGGAUGAGGUAUGUCUCGCCUGAUGGCCGCCGCCAAGAUGCCGCGCACACCUUCUUGCACCCGCUGUUAGAGGAUGGGAACCACCCGAACCUGCAUGUCUUGGUUGAGUCAAAGGUCAUCCGUGUGUUGUUUGAUGAGCACAAGCGUGCUGUCGGGGUGGAGUACACACCAAACCCGGAUUACCAGGCCGUCUUGAAAACCACGAAGCAUCCCAUCCGGAGUGUACGCGCAAGGAAAAUGGUCGUCGUCUCAUGCGGCGCCUGCGGAACUCCUGGUGUUCUUGAGAGAUCUGGUUUGGGCGACAAGAAGGUCUUGGAUGAGGCGGGCGUGCCUGUCGUUGCAGAUCUGCCCGGCGUCGGACACGAUUAUCAGGAUCACCACUUGGUUUUGUACCCCUACAAAACGGCGUUGAGUCCGGACGAGACUCUGGAUGACAUCUUUAGCGGGCGCAUCAGCCACGAGGACGCGAUAGCGAAGAAGCACAAGAUGCUUGGCUGGAACGGUGUUGACGUCGUCAGUAAGAUCCGUCCGUCGGAAGAGGAAAUCAAGGCUAUUGGUCCAGAGUUUCAGAAGGCAUGGGAGAAGGACUUCAAGAACGACCCCAACAGACCGCUCAUGCUCAGUGGCUUUUUGCAUGGAUACCUCGGAGACCAUUCUGCCAUCCCUGAGGGCCAAUACACAACCGUCGCAAACUACACUGCCUACCCCUACUCGCGCGGCAGCAUCCAUAUCACCGGGUCUUCCAUCACCGACCCGCUCGACUUCGACACUGGUUUCUUCAGCGACCCCGACGACCUCGACCUCAAGAAACAGGUUUGGGCCUACAAACACUCGCGCGAGGUCGCCCGCCGUACCGCUCUCUACCGUGGCGAAGUCGCCGGUGGCCACCCUACCUUCCCCGCAGGCUCCAAGGCCGCCAUCGUGGACUCUGUCUCGGCGGACGCGCAUAAGAACGUGGAACCGCUGGAGUACUCCCGGGAAGACGACCAGGCAAUUGAGCAGUUUUUGAGGGAGAACAUUAACACGACGUGGCACUCUCUCGGGACGACCAAGAUGGCCCCCCGGGAUGAUUUGGGUGUCGUGGAUUCGUCGCUUAGCGUGUACGGUGUUGAGGGGCUCAAGGUUGUGGACCUGAGUAUUGUGCCGGAGAAUGUAGGAGCCAACACUAACAACACGGCGUUCGUGGUUGGUGAGAAGGCGGCAGAUAUCAUUGCAAAAGAUCUGGGCAUUAAUAUCCCGCCCAAGCUGUAG